AUGUCACGAGUAAUAUUGAGUCCCGAAUCAUUAAGCCAAGUCACCGUAUUGAGUCAACCCCAUUUGACUCAGCCCCAUACGAACAUCUGGCUAUACUUAUUCUAA
Blumeria graminis f. sp. triticale is the source of this 105-nucleotide messenger RNA. The record is from the annotation of a GenBank genome assembly. Lineage: Eukaryota; Fungi; Ascomycota; Leotiomycetes; Helotiales; Erysiphaceae.